Talaromyces marneffei is the source of this 2010-nucleotide messenger RNA. RefSeq lists its product as uncharacterized. The coding region runs from base 1 to 2010 and encodes 669 amino acids. The record is from RefSeq and is a predicted model, not a curated record. The transcript has 2 exons. Lineage: Eukaryota; Fungi; Ascomycota; Eurotiomycetes; Eurotiales; Trichocomaceae.
AUGUUGGGGGUAAAGAAAGGCUCCUUAGGCGCGACUUUGGGCCCAAACUCGCAAUCUCAAAGCAACAAAAACAAAGCUACCACUACUGCCCCUGUUGCGUCGACUGGGGCCAGCAGGCCUACCACAAAGAAAAUAGCGGACCCUAAUAUGACAGAUGGGCGAUUGCUGGUCAAUCGAAGAUGCAUCUAUGAGCGCAAACUUCCUGGCGACGCCUACGUCACUGCACAUGCAGAACGUCUACAACAUGGUUUCUUCAGCAGCAAGAGCACCUCCGACCCAGAAAUCCCCCAUGUCGACUUUCUCGCUGUCAACUUUGUGUUGCAUCCUGGUGAUUCGGGCAAACAUCGAUUCAAAUCUGCAACGAUCAAGGUGACGAUUCAAAAUUCUCCUCUAGGCCCUAGUACUGAAAAUCCAUAUCCAUAUCCACAAGAGAACCCCAAAUUCUUAAUGCACGCGCCUCAUCUGAUCUAUGGCGCCGUUUCUCCCGAAACCUUGCAAUGGACAUUCAGCUUGGCGGGAUCUCUGGGUAUAUCUGAAAGCCCAGUUUCUGCCUCACUUAGCCCGUCAGGUACAAAAAGCGCAUCAUAUAAGAUCUACGAGAUGAUGAAGAUUCAAGGUUCAUGUCGGACUUUGAGGAGUCGCGACGGGCCGGAAUUUGAUGUGGAAGAUGGUGAAGUCGUCUGGUCACUUAGCGAGAAUAAUCUUCAGAGAUCUGGUUUGCCCAGGGAGUUCACUUUCGUGAUGCUGAUCCAAAAACCAAGCGCCGAGACCAAAAUUGCCUUCAAACUCGACAUCGAUCCAGUGAUUGACGCUUGGUAUGGAAAGUACCCAGCUUGGUGGAUUAAUAGACCAAACUAUCAACCAUUACACAAACGGGCCGUCAAUUUUCGGGCAGAGUUUGGACAACGCUUUACGCCUGUCAAUGACGUAGAGAAAGGCUUCAAUUUUGCUACUUUGGCACAAUCACUAGAUGAUUACGUGAAUAUGCCAGGUAGUACCUACUCGUCAAAUGUGUCUCCUGACGGGGUUUAUAACGAUCCUAAUGGCACGAAUAUAUCCAAUCCGGGGAAUCCACCACAGUCAUCGCUUCCUUCCGGUGAUAACAGCAAUAGCAAUGACUCGCAACCAAUCUAUAUCCCGGAAUUCCCCCAAUACCCAGGAUAUCCCCAGUACCAGUAUCCUCCGUCUCAGCCAACGUACUACCCUUCUUACCAAAACACAGGUCGGGUCUGGCCAGCCAGUUCGCCAUUUCAACGCGGAUGGCCGCGCGGUGAACCUUACUAUGGAGGAGGGCCUGUUGGUAACGAUGGCAACAAUACAGAAAGUACUAUCAACGUCAGGAUUUCUCUAGAUAGCGCUAUUGCGUCGAACAUCGUGGCUGCCACUCUGGGAACACCAAUUCGACGUCCCUCCCCUUUCUUGAAAGCUUCAAGUAACUCGGAUUCAUCACCGCUGUCCAAGGCACCGCAAUCUAAUGGAGCCUCGACGAUGAGAACAAAAUCCUUACGGCGAACCAAAUCUCGUGAUAGAUUGGACAGACUUUCUUCCAGCCCGAGGUCGCUAGUCAACACAGAUCCUUCGAAACAUGAAUCCUUCUAUCAGAAGCAAUCGGAUCAUCUGAAUUAUAGAAAUACAGUAACUGAUCAUACAUCAAACGGCUUGGUAGCUAGUCCACAGCUCGAUUCACCAACAAUGUACGAAAUCAACGACACCCCGCCCCCUAAUAGCAUCCGAGACCCUACCAUUGUCAACGGGCAUGGCCUAGAUACCCCAUCCAAGUCUACGAAUUAUGAUGGACUCGCAAAUGGGCUCAAGCAAUACACGCCUCUCACAAAUGGCGUCCAGAGCACUACGCCCCCUUCAAGCGGUAUACAACGCAUGCGCAAUGGUUUGAACACCGGCCACAUCCGUCGACGGUCUACUUCCUAUGCACGGAAUGGAUUUCAAAACCAGUACAAUCGCUAUUCUUAUCCUAUAGUAUCAACCGAAGAUGAGCCGGAGAUGUUUUAG